Lobosporangium transversale is the source of this 1263-nucleotide messenger RNA. RefSeq lists its product as hypothetical. The transcript has 2 exons. The coding region runs from base 1 to 1263 and encodes 420 amino acids. Lineage: Eukaryota; Fungi; Mortierellomycota; Mortierellomycetes; Mortierellales; Mortierellaceae. The record is from RefSeq and is a predicted model, not a curated record.
AUGGCUACCUCAAAGAAGAACUCUGAGGCUACUGCUGGUACUAAACACGCCUCUCCAACCGAUCCCGAAUAUGAGCCAAUCACUAAGCGUACUCGGCAAGCCUCUAAAAAAUCCACCGAUCAAGAACAAAAAUCAGCAACAGCAACUUCAUCAUCAACCGUAUCCUCCAAUGAGGAUGACCAACAAUCCCAAGACAAACCUAAACUAGAAGACAAGGAUGGUCAUGGUCAAGUGGACUCAGAUAGCAACACUAAGGACUCAAACGAUGGGGGAGAUAGCGAUAACAAGUCCAAGUCGACAAAUGGCGACGCUAGUGACUCCAAGGACACAAAUGUCAAAUCCAAGGAUGAUAGUACAGAUAAGGACGGAAAUGAGGAUGAGUCGGUUGUAGUUGAGAAGGGUCAUGCAUUCUUUUUUUACCGCCCCAAGGUCGAUACCAAAGACAUUUCGGGGACUCAGGACGUUCAAAAGUUUUACCUGCUACUUAGUCCAGAUGAUGCGGCUGGUAGGCCUGCUCCAGAGGAUAAGCUGGAACAAGGUGAUGAAGCAAGAAAGCCUUCACAUGAGGGCAAGCCCUGUCAUCGAUUGCUAGUGAUCCCACAAAAGACCUUUCCUUCCCCCGGUAAAGGGCCCAAGUCUCGUGUCUGGGCAUUCGUGGAUGAGGCCUCAUCUGACUUGGAUGACCUUGAAAAGAGAUUGGAACGCUAUUCGUAUUCAACAAAGACUCGUGGUGAUCGAACUCAGGAGCCUGCUCGAUUGAUUGGAGAGGCACGAUUUAAUAUUGUCGUGCAUCAUGGAACGUCUCAUUUCUUGUAUGAGCUCGAGGUCCCUGAGAAACCCCUAGAAGUCCAGGAGGCAUUUGGGCUUCAGAAAGAAGGACAUUUCAUUAUACAAGUGAAGAACCCAGAGAUCAAGUCUCCAGCUACAGAGCGUGGCCAAGCACGUUAUGCAUCGUUGGGACAAGGGGCAGCUACAUUACCAAAACACUUGCAGGAGAAAUUUAGAGGUGUUCGCAAGGAUAAUGUUCGAUACACAGCCUUGGAUACGACCGAGUUUUUAGACGUACAACAUGUGGAGUUGGUCCUCAUUGCAGUGAACAAGGAUGCCAAGGAGGAAUUUGCAGAGGUGGUAAAGGGGCUUGAAGAAGAGGUCGAAACGGAGUUAGAGAAUGAGAUUGAUUCAGACAAGCCUGAAGACCAUGCAUAUAAGGAGCUCGAAACUGACGAAAAAACAAUCCAUGCUGCGAUUGAUACCUUCAAGUGA